Messenger RNA from Eriocheir sinensis (Chinese mitten crab), 8357 nucleotides. RefSeq lists its product as uncharacterized. NCBI's taxonomy places the organism in Eukaryota, Metazoa, Arthropoda, Malacostraca, Decapoda, Varunidae. The record is from RefSeq and is a predicted model, not a curated record. Bases 154 to 8148 code for a protein of 2664 amino acids. The transcript has 5 exons.
AAGAAGCAGAAGCUGGGUACGACAAUUUUGUGCUGAGCCGCGUGUGUCAUGGCGUCCACCUGCGGGCCGCCACCAAACGUUUCAUGUACGUGCUCGCGCCAGGCGUCUCGCAGCGGCCGGAGAUGAGAGACCCCGCCGCCGCCACGCCCCAAGAUGAGUAUUGGUCAGCCGUGCCGUCACUGCUCACAUGGAAAGAUGAGACCAAUCCAAUUUUCCUGGGUCCAAGCUGUUGUAAUUUGUGAUAAUAAGAGGUGCAAGUCUUUACUGGAUUUCUCACCAUCAGAAUGCAUAAUUCAAAAGGAUGUCUUGGGCCCCACACAACAGUCUUCAUCUGAGUUUGGUUUGCAGUGUCUUCUGAAUGAUGGCAGCAGUAGGAGCAGCAGUGGGGUGUAUUCAGGAGGAAGUUCUCUACUAAGUCCUGCCCAGUCAGGAAAGUCUGUCACUGAUGAAGAAGUAGAAUUUCUUUUAAGAGCAUCUUAUGCCCCCCUGAGCUCUAAGGACACCCCAGUCACAUCCUCAGUAUCCUCUAAAACACCUUAUGCCCCACUGAGCUAUAAGGGCACCACUGUCACUUCCUCAGUAUUGUCUGGAGCAUCUUGUACCCCACUGAGCUAUAAGGACACCACCGUCACUUCCUCAGUGUCAUCUGGAGCAGUCACCCAUACCCAAAUAUCUCCAAAUCUGCAGAACUCCCAAUCAGACUCCAGCAGAUAUGAUGGGUUUUUUGAACUGUUGAGGAAUCUUGACCUAGAACCUCAGUCGCAGCCUGUGAAUCUUGAACCACAAACAGAAUCCAGCUUGAUGGAAACAAGCUUUGAUGAUGUCACAGCAGAAUUAGAAGGUUGGAUGAAAGAUUUUGAUUUUACAUCAACUUGUUUUGAUAGUAACCCAUCAAGUGACCCUUCUGUUGGUGAUCAGAGGCCACCAGAUGAAGCUGUAAGGGUUGCAUCACUAACAACAACAAAUAUGCAAGGCUCCUCCAUUCCAAGUCAGAGGUCAGCCUUCACUCCCAUUGAUCCAUCAAAAGAAUAUUCAGCUUUUGAUACUGACCUAAAUUCUUCUGUUAAUUCUUUUGUUUCUCAAAGCUCAUUGGUUGUGAAUAAUGAUACUCAAAACCAUGUACAGCAGUGUGAAAAUCCAUAUUUUGCUACGCUAUUUGAAAGUGAGUUUGUGAAUGGAAAUAUCUCAAACUUCCACACACGCUUCAUGUCUCCCACCGCCUCAGCAGCAAGUGAAGACAGUGGAUACAAUGAGGAGGAUAGUAAAGCUAUAGCUGGUGCAGAACCUCUUGCAAGUGAAGAAAACGCAAAGAUAUCCACUAAGAUACCUUUUUUAAAUUCACCAUUGAAAAACCAAAAUAGUUAUUCAUUAAAUAAGUUAAUUACACAAACCACUGAAGAUAACCUGAAGGACCUCAUACAAAACAACUUGGAAUGGCCGAUAAUGUCAGGGAUGCAAACCCUCACUGUCCUUCCAGCAAUUGUCUCCACAGAAGAAAACAUUGUAAACACCCCUCAGGAACCACUAAGACCACCCUUUACUUCCCAGGCCACUGGCAGUGAUGAACCCUGCUCUACAGUAGAGGAUACAAGAGAACAGGCUGACUUGAACACUGAGGAACAAGCUGAAAUGCUUCACAUUCCUUCAGGAUUAGGUCAAGAUAAUGAGGAUGAAUCCAUGCCUUUAGGGAAUCAUGAAAAUGCUUUAACAAACAAUAUCUGCACUGCUGUACAAGAUAAGAGAGAACAGCUUGACUUAAGCACUGAGGAACAAACUGAAAUGCCUCAGACUUCUUUAAGACUAUAUCAAGCUAAUGAGCAUGAAUCUAUGCCUCUAGGAAGUAAAGAAAAUGUAUUAACAAAUGAAAUCUGCACUGCUGUACUAGAUCAAAGAGACCAGGAUGACUUGAGCACUGAGGAACAAGCUGCAAUGCCUCGGACUCCUUCGAGAUUAUUACAAGAUAAAGAGCACAAAUCUAUGCCUUUAGGAAAUCACAAAGAUGCAUUAACAAAUAAUGUCUGCACUGCUGUACAAGAUGAAAGAGAACAGAUUGACCUGAGCUCUGAGGAAACUAUGUCCAUAGAACAUCAUGAAAAUGUAUUAUGUACAAUGGAUGCUGGCAGCCCUUCAGAGUCAUCUCGUAUUUUAGUUACUUCUCCAACUCCUGAGAGCACUGUGAGUGAAGGGUCUAGUCAUUCCACAUCUGAAGCUAUUGCUGUGUCUGAAAAUGUGGAUGCCAGCAAGUUGUAUUCAAGUUCAUCAUCCACAAUGCCUGAAAAUGAAAGCAGAAAAAGGAAACAUGAAACAAGUAGGUGUCUGAGGGUUAGGAAACAUAGUAACUCCAGUACAAAAAAGUAUUCAUCUGGUGAUAAUGAUACCUUUCUGAACUCCAAGAUAUCAAAAGUGAGAGGCAAAAGAAAAACUAGAGGUGUAGAAGACAUCAAAGAGAGAUCUAAAAGAAAAGGCAGAAAUCCUAGAUUAAGGUCUGGGAGAGAGAAACAAGGUUCACUGAGCAAAGCAUCUCUUGGCAAACUAACUAAGAGGUCAGGAAAUGUGAGCAAGUUACACCGCAAGGAGCAACUAACUACCUCAUCUGGGAAAAAUUACUUUCGUGGGAACAUUGCAGAGAAGUUUCUUGAAGGUGAUCAUUCUAUUGACAUGCCAGGUUGUCAGACUCAAGAUGGAGGAACUAAUCAUCUUGGUCCAAGAGGGAAGAACCUGAGCCCAAGGAAGCUCCUCAUAGGUCAUGUGAACAAGGAUCCAUGGUCUGUCAUGGACCUGUCUUUAGAGGAGUUGACAAUUGAAAUUGUAGUGGAAGGGAAGCAGCGAGAGGCAAGUUCUCACCCAGACAAAGCAGCUAAAUGUAACGGUUUGCUUCAGCAACUGAUGAGUUAUUUUUCAAAAGAGAGUGAAUCAGAAGUGUCUCAAGUUCCUACUAAAGAUACUGUACAAGAUGUUUCGUCUAAAGUCUUAGAUGAAUCUUUGUUGGGAAACGACAGUGAGUGUCUCUCUAAGGGGAAAAACUCUGGUGAUAGUGACAGUGAGGAGAAAACAGUGGGCAUGGAUGGUAACCAGAAACUAGUGGGAAAGAAUGCACAAAGUUUGCAAACUCCAGAAAAUCAAUUUAAUACAAAAAACUUUUCAACAGAGAGUGAAUCAGAUGUCUCUCAUGCUCCUGCCACAGUUAUGAGGCAAUGUAUUCCUUUAGAGGCCUCAGAGGGAACAUCAUUGGAAAAUAAAUAUAGAAAAUAUUCCUUUGAAGGGAGAAACUUGGAUUUUAAUGAUAGUGAGGAGAAAACAACCUAUGGAAAUGGUAACCAGAGCAUGAUGGGAAACAGUGAACAAAAUUUACAAGCUCUAGAAAAUCAAUUAAGUUCAAAAAAUAAAUUAGAAUACAGUGAAUCAGAAGUGUCUCAUGUCCUUCCUGAAGAUACGGUUAAAGAUAUUCCUCCCAAAGAGUCUGAUGAAGCAUUGCUGGACAAGAGAAGUGGAGAAUGUCUCUUUAAAGAAAACUUGGAAAUCAGUGAUUGUAAGGAAGAAAAUGCUUGUGGUGAUGGUACCCAGAACUUGAGGGGAAAUAGUGGACAAAAUUUACAUUUAGAAAAUCAAGGCAGUACAAAAAUAUUGAAUCCUUUGAAUGCUGAUGAAACAAAGCUGAAAGAUCCUAGCUUGAAAACAUUCCAUAGCCUACCCAGUGAACUAGGUCAUUCUCAGCUUAAUGUUAUUGAUGAAUCCAAAUAUGUCAUGAGCAUGGUUCAAAGAAAUGCACAGUUAGUUCCAGGAUCAUGUACUGACAGUGCAUUGCUGCUUGACAUUAAUUCAAUAGAAACUGAAGAACAUGCACCUAAUGUAGAAAUUGGUUCCAAAUCAUUAUUUAGUGAAGAAUCUAAUUCAAUAGAAAAUAAAGAACAUGCACCUAAGGUAGAUAUUGGUUCUAUUCAUUCAUUUAGUAAAGAAACUGGAUUUGUCAAGCAACUGUAUCCCAUUAGGUUUGAAGAGGAUGUGGUAGUCUCCUCAUCUGAAGAUGAAAUAAAACAUUCUGGAGAUCCAGGAAAAAAAUCUAAUAUGAAACAGGGUUUUGAUAAACAACUUGUUGAAGCAGGUAAUCAUUCAGUGGUGUUAGAAAAUUGUGGGUUAAAUAAGGAAAACUUUUCAAGUGAAAAAGCUGAACAUCCAUCAUUUAGCCUCAACAAUGUCGAUGUUAUUGAAAAAACAUAUGUUUCACGAGAAAAUCAUGAGUUAGAAACAGAAAAGUUUUCCAGUGAAGAAACCAGACAUCCAUCAUUUAGUGUUGACACUCUGAGUUCUACUGACAAAACAGCCCUUGAAACCACAAAGACACAGUGUAUCAGUACAAGUGACAGUGCUUUGAAAAUAAUGAAAAUAAUAGAAUGGAAAAGUUCAUGGUUUGAUGACGACUGUGACAAGAAUAUAUCUGACAGUGCAGCUGUAGAGAGAGAAAGAUUUGUUCUAACUAAACCAGUGACAAACGCUCUGGAUCAGAGUUGUGAUUCAGAGGUAGAUAGUGAUUCUUUAUCGUCCAGUUCAUCUCGAGAGGCCAGUCCACUGCACUUUCUUAAUCCCCCCAAAUGGGAAAGAGUUCGCAAUUGGAUUGGUUAUGAGGACAUUGUGUCAGUGGAGGAACAAAAUAUAGAAAACAAUGAUUCAUCUAACCCUUGCCCAGAUUUUAAGUCCUUGCCUUCCUCAAGCAUGUACUUUCAAUCCUUGGUCGAGGAUAUGGAUUUUGAUGAAAAUUUUUUUCAGUGCCGUGUUCAAGAAUGCCCAAGUGAGACAUUCCCUGAACAUUUAAAAAGUUCACUCUUCUUUGGAGAGACUGCAAGUAAUGAUUAUUCUCCUAGUCAUGUAGAGUUAUCAGAGGAACCAUUGCCUGAAUUUAAGAGCUGUUCAAAAUCAAAUAUAUUCAAUAUGUCCCUUCUUCAGGCUUAUAAUAAUUUUGCUGGAAGUGAACCUUCAGCAGCUUACACACAAGUACCUGUGCCUUUACCAAGUAGUAUUGCUCAAACCCCUCCUACCUCCAUUUCCAACAAUAUUUUUCCACAUUCAGUCUCAUCUAUUUUAGGGGGAAAAAUGUCAGGAAGAAAGGUAUUAAUAAUCCCAAAGAAAUCUCAAGUUAGACAUAUGGUGGUCACAUCACAUGGGAUGAACUCCAACCUUGCAGGAUCUGCUCUGUUAUCACCAAACCUACAAUCACCUGAGCACUCAGAAAUGAUAUUUGGAGGGAAGGGUGUUAAAUGCAAAAAAACUAAAUAUGUAAAUAAGUCAGGAAACCAUAUUUCGAGUUGGGUAACUGAAACAUUACCAGAGUCUGCUGAAGAACAGCCAAGUUGUAGUACUUCUGAAGUUACUGGCAUUGAUUGUUUAGCAGAAUGUGUUAAAGGAAAAUUAAGUUGUUCUCAUGACUUCACAAAUCUGUUUAGUGAAGGUGAAGGAAGAGAACAGGAUAAUCACAUUAAUUCAAAGUUUACAGAACCUGACAAAAGUUGUGAAAAUAGUGUUGUCUCAUCACAUUUCCCUACCUUGGGUACUCAGCAUAGGGAAUCAAGACUAGAUGAAACUCUAGAGACUAAAUUGGAGUCUAAAUUACACCCAACAAGUUAUACAAGUGGGCUUUCAAAUAGUGACACAUCAAAGCAAACUUCAUUGUGUUUUUGUGUAAGUGUUGGUGAUGACUUUAAAGUAUGUGACUGUAAUACAAGAAGCUUUGAACACCAAAAGGACAUCACUGUGCAUUGCAUGGAACAGACCAGCCAUAAAAUAGACAUUUUUUGUGGCUCAGGUGCUGACAUGUCACCAACCACAUCCUUUGAUUCAGAUGAUGAAAUCCAUAUUACUGUUGCAGGAAAAGAUAUUGAUCACCACUGUUCUACUCAGGCAGGGAAAGAAUCUGUUACUUCUGAUGAAAAUUGCAUGCCUGAAAAGUAUUUGGUAAAUAAUCAUGUUAAUCAUAGUUGUUACAAUGAUCAAAGUAUAGAAACAAAGUUGAAUGAAAAUUUUAUGACUAACAGGAAUGUACUAGUAAAUGAUAUUCAUGUUAAUCAAUGUCACAACGAUGAAAGUAUUGGUACAGAAUUGAAUGAGAUGAAAGAAUGUAAGGCAUCUCACUUGUUAUUUAGUGGCAGUGAACUAAAAAGAAAGGCUGAUGAUCAAUGUGAACCUUUCAAGAAACAAAGGCUACAUGAUAGACUCACUGACAUUCAGAUUGAUGAAAAAUCUAUGCACACAAGUGAAAAUCAUCCAAAACCUACCUGUACUGGACAGUGUGGUGCUCUCAUGUGUGGAAUUCUAGAUGAUUCAGUUCUCCAUGAUGAAAGCUGUUGUAGCUCAUCACAUGAAGGCUUCCAGGACUUUGCUACAAAAAGCGUAAGCAAGAAAAGAUCAUUUCAAAAAGUGAAGACCUAUACAAGAUCCAGUAAACAAUGUAUUGCCACUAAAUACAAUGAAAAUGAAGUUAGUAGUCUUCUUAAAUUGUAUGUUGAUAAGGAAUCUGCUGCUGGAGAUGAUUAUUCAGUUUGUAGCAGUGCCAAAGAGAUCACUAACCUUACAAUCAAAGACACAACUGUAUUUAGUCAUAAUUCUGAAUUUGGCUCUCUGAAAGCAUGUCCUCAGUAUGAUGGUUAUUCAUGUUUGAGGGUGGAAAAUGAUGUAAAUGACCUUGAUUUUUUCCAAGUAGCCUCCUCAUAUACUGGGUUUUUAGCCCCAUUGAUAUCACCAACAGAAAGUCUUGCUUCACUUCCUGAGUCAGAACAAGAGGAGAGAGACCCAAAACACUGUGUCUUACAAGGAUCUGGCUCAUCUCAAGAAGGUAGAGAGAAUGAAAGCAUAGAUAAAAAACCCAUAAAGCAUAAACAAUCACUGUUGCUUAAAGAAAUAAAGCAAAAUACCUCAGGUCCUGCUUUAGCUGCAAAUCAAGAUGGUUUAGACACAAAAAAGAUAUGUACUGCAUCACACACUGGACCACAGAUUUCAGGCACAAAUGACAUCUCCAGAAAUGUAAAUCAAUUAUCUGUUUCAUGCAAAGAUGGUGAACUACUUAACAAAUCUGUAUGUAAUGAUAGCAUAAUGUUUGCCAAACUUGGUCAAAAUAAUAAUUGUAAUACAACUCGGAGGAGUUCCACACAUGCUUCUGGGUCACAGAAACUUGAGAGAAUAAUCAUAUUUAGAAAGCCCUCACAGUCAUUCCUAUCUGUUCCUCAGGGGUCUAAUUCAUUUAUAAAGACUUCCUCCACUACCACCUUAGUUCCUAACUCACCAGUUAGUGCCAGUACCUCACCUGCAGUAAACACUUGUGGACUCCCUGCUGCACUAACAGUUACUACUGAAUCUCACUCUAGGAGCCUGUGUGUGUCUGGUGUUGCUCCUCACUCACGCGUGAUGUUGCCAACCCUCCCGAGUUCACAAAAAAAGGCACCUUAUCCUCGGGCUAUAGCUUCUCCCUCAUUCCCAUAUAGUAACUUCAGAAUCAUUAACUUUGGUGGUUCAGGUACUGAGAAAGAACAUCCAAUAAGUUGUCAGAAAACUGCAUUGCCUAAUAAAUAUAUUGUUGUCCCUCCAGCUUUGACUUCUAGUGAUGCAAAUGCAUCAGCCAGUUUAGCAUGCCAGCCUUUAGGAUCUGCAAGUAUGAGGGGGAGCAGUGUUGGACAUUCUUUAGAAAGAGUAGAUUCUCCACUAGACUCAUUAAAUCAUAUGAAGUACGAUCGAGAGUUGACAACACAAAAUGAAAAAAAUUCAGAUACUCAGGAGGAGGGUGCCAAUAUGCUUAAAAAAGUUAAACUGGGCUCCAAGGGAUCCUUUUACCUGAGGCCCACACCAGCACUAAAGAAUGCUAUAUUAGAAAUGAGAAAAAAAGCAAGUGAGAGUAAGAUAAUAGAAACUAGCCGUGAUUAUAUGACACUUCCCGAUGGGAUCCCAAUUCCUCAUCCAAUUUUCAUUCCUAAAAGAAAUGAAGUGCAAGUGGUGAGACAUAAGAAAACAAUAAGGAAAAAGAGAAUAAAGAGAGUUAAGGACCUUGUAAAAGAAAAGGUUAAAGAGUCAUUAGAGUCCUGCAAUGACGAAAUACCCAAGAUGAUUGUAAUUUAUGCCAGAAGGAGUUUUCACAUUUGUCACAUAGAUGUGACUGAAACCAGAUAAUGUUCUGCCCUUUUUUAUGUUCAAUAUUGAUAUUUAUAAUUGAAAAUGCACAAUAAUUUUACCCAGAUUACAGAAUUUUAUUUUGGUCAUGAUGACAUAUGUGAUAUUAUAAUACUGCAAUCAAGAAAUAUGUUAUACUUAUACACAUGUAAGUGAAUAACUGGAGAUGAGAUUCAGAAGAUAAAUAAAAAGAUUAUCAGGUAUGUAAA